Molecule: messenger RNA, 1191 nt
Organism: Vicia faba (fava bean)
Lineage: Eukaryota; Viridiplantae; Streptophyta; Magnoliopsida; Fabales; Fabaceae
Source: the annotation of a GenBank genome assembly
AUGGGUGCUACUGUUUAUGAUCAAAGUUUUAAUGUUAAUCUUGCGCCUUUGGAACCAUCUAGAAAGAGGAAAACUAGGAGUAGAGGAAAGGGGAGUAAAUCUGUGGCUGAGAUUCUGGCGAAGUGGAGGGAGUAUAAUGAACAUCUUUAUGCAGAGGGUGGUAAACCGAAGCGUAAAGCGCCGGCGAAAGGUUCCAAGAAAGGGUGUAUGAAAGGGAAAGGAGGGCCUCAGAAUUCGGAGAAUAGAUAUAGAGGUGUUAGACAGAGGACUUGGGGGAAAUGGGUUGCUGAGAUUAGGGAACCGAAUAGAGGUAGUAGGCUUUGGUUAGGUACUUUUCCUACUGCUCAAGAAGCUGCUCUGGCUUAUGAUUAUGCUGCUAGAGCUAUGUAUGGGCCUUCGGCGCGGCUUAAUUUUCCUCAUAUAUCGGAUUAUAGUUCUAUUAGUGAGUCUUUGAAGGACUCUUCUUCCUUGCCUGCUGAUAGCUGUCCUUGUUCUUCAGUGGCAACAUCUGAAACUGCGUCUAGUCAUUCUGAGGUUUGUGCCUUUGAUGAUGUAAAGGAGAAACCUAAACUACCUGUGUAUAUGAACAAUACUUUUGAUGUUUUUCGUAAAGAUUAUGAAGCUUCAUCUCCAACUAGUAGAAUGAAGCAAGAGCCAAAGGAUGAGCAUAUUCAUAUAAUAGACCCUGGUAUUGGUGAAAUCAAAGAUGCUAAAUCAGAAGGAAGACAAACACGAACACAGACAGAGACACAUGAUGUUGUGCAGGUUGAAGAAGGUGUAUGUAAUAAUGACCAGAUGGAUCUAUCAUGGAUUGAUAACUUUGACUUCAAUGGUGAUUGCUUAAAGAAUUUUACCCUGGAUGAGUUUUUUCAUGUGGAUGAGCUUUUGGGACAUAUAGACAAUAAUCCGAUAACCGAUGAACAUGGGUUGAUGCAAGGUUUGGAUUUUGGACAAAUGGGUUUUCCUGAAGAAAACAAUCCUCAGGUUGGAACUGGAACUGAAACUACUUCAAGCUUCUUUUAUGAAUUGGAAAAUCCAGAUGCUAAGCUAUUGGGAAGUUUGCCUCAUAUGGAGGAAAACACAACAUCAGGUGUUGAUUUUGGAUUAGAUUUCUUAAAAUCAGAAGAACCUGGGAACUAUAAUGAUGCACUUGGAGAUACACUGUUUCCUGUUCUGGAUAUUAUGAUGUGA